UAUGACUCCGUCUGCCAGCCAUUAUUGAACCUCGAAUCGCGGGAUCCCCGGGUUCCGCCAGAGGGGUUACAGUAUAUUAGACUUCUUCGACGGGUCACCACAAACUCUCGGGUGAUCUUCAGAGCUGUCGCCUUAGUACUUGAUGGACUGUCUCCUCUUCAUUACUAGUAAGUGUCCUUGCUUGCAAUGUUGCCAGACUUUCAAUAAGCAAUCAACGCGAUCAUGUCGGGGACAAGUACCAGCGGCACGAAUGGCACGGUGGUCAUCAGUGGACCGGACGUUGUACAGACCUCCGACUUCUAUGUCAAAGCUGGCAUCCUCCACCCUGUCACCAUCGGCUCUAUCGCGGUGAUAGCGUUAUUCGCCUACCUCCGCCUGGGUAGCAAUCGAUCCAUAGCACCCAUCACCAUCUUCGACUGGCUCAUCAACGUCGCCUUGGGCAGUACGCUUGCAGGUAUUGUGAACGGCAAUUCACUCGUGCGGGGACUUCUGUCCCUGGGUACGAUGCUAGGGUUCCAAUUCAUCACAUCCACAAUGGCUUGCCGAUUCAAUGGACACCUCUCCUGGUUAUUCCAAAGUCCACCAUUGGUCAUUGCGUUUCGAGGGAUGAUGUUAACUGAAGUGAUGAAGAAGCAUCGGAUUUCCAAUACCGACCUCAACGCGGCACUGAGGGCUCAGAAUGUGGUCAAUAUCUGUCAAGUGGAAUGUGCGAUUAUCGAACCCAAUGGUACAAUCACCGUGUUCACCUCUAAAGAGCUGGAAGAUGCAAAAGUGUCGCCAGAUGUGCUACUGGCGGUGCCAGCAUACAAAGCACUUGUUGAUGAGGAAAACGGACUAGGAGGGGUCAGACCCGGGAAAACAAGAUCGGAAGACGAGGAGCAGACUCCUGAAUCUUCAAAGGAGAAUUGCGCUUGCAGUGACAUGGACGAGGCCGCGAAAAAAGCUUCUUGAGGUGGAACGGUCAAAUCGCUCUUCGAGUCUCGGUGUCUGGGGCUGGACGAGAUAUCUGGCCUUGCUACAUAGGUACGUACCGGGCUAGGGGCUGUAGACAAUGGCCGUUGGAUACGCGCACUUUUGAUAUCGAAGCAGCCAUGAGAUGUUGGUUUGCGAAG
Molecule: messenger RNA, 1112 nt
Organism: Exophiala viscosa
Lineage: Eukaryota; Fungi; Ascomycota; Eurotiomycetes; Chaetothyriales; Herpotrichiellaceae
Exons: 1
Coding region: 223-951 (242 amino acids)
Source: RefSeq, a predicted model, not a curated record